Prunus avium (sweet cherry) is the source of this 1965-nucleotide messenger RNA. It is a transcript of the gene HXK3, whose product is annotated as hexokinase 3. The record is from RefSeq and is a predicted model, not a curated record. Gene Ontology annotation, cellular component: cytosol; mitochondrion. Gene Ontology annotation, biological process: carbohydrate phosphorylation; glycolytic process; intracellular glucose homeostasis. Gene Ontology annotation, molecular function: glucokinase activity; ATP binding; D-glucose binding. NCBI's taxonomy places the organism in Eukaryota, Viridiplantae, Streptophyta, Magnoliopsida, Rosales, Rosaceae.
UUGUUAACUGUCUGUCAUGUCAGCUACCCAAAACCACGUCGUCUUGCUUUCUUUCUUAGCAUUUUCGACUUUUUAUUAUAAAAUUACAGAACCUAAACAAAAAACCACAGUUGGGAACCUUGCCAGUUGGUUGCCAUCGACAGAAAUAAAGACCAACAAUAGUACCGCUAUGCUCCCUCUCUGUGUCUUGUUCACUAUUUUCCCUCUUCUUUCUUUUUCAUAGAUCUUGCCUUACUACAACAUGUCAGUUGCUGCCACGUCCCCAGCCGUUGGAUCUUUCUACCUCAGGCGCCGAUCACCUAGUACGGCCAUGUCCAUGCCUCGCUUUAGGAUGGCCGUCCGAUCUGCUGCCGUUUCUGUCACUCCGCUGUUGACCAAGCUACACAACGACUCUGCCACUCCUUUGCCCCUCCUGCGCCACGUGGCAGACGCCAUGGCCGCCGACAUGCGAGCCGGGCUUGCCGUGGAAGGUGGGAGUGACCUCAAGAUGAUACUCAGCUAUGUUGACAGCCUCCCAAGCGGGAAUGAGGAGGGGUUGUUUUAUGCACUGGAUCUUGGAGGCACAAACUUCAGGGUGCUGAGGGUACAACUAGGCGGCAAACAAGAGCGCGUCAUUGCCACCGAAUUCGACCAAGUUUCCAUUCCUAAAGAGCUUAUGUUUGGCACCUCAGAGCAACUGUUUGAUUUCAUUGCUGCUGGGCUGGCAAAAUUUGCACAAAAAGAGGGUAAUAAAUUCCACCUUCCAACUGGUACAAAAAGGGAGAUUGGAUUCACAUUUUCAUUUCCUGUGAAGCAGACCUCCAUUGACUCUGGCAUACUAAUUAAGUGGACAAAGGGUUUUUCUGUUUCUGGAACGGCGGGGAAAGAUGUGGUUGCUUGUUUGAAUGAGGCUAUGGAAAGGCAGGGACUUGAUAUGCGGGUGUCUGCCCUGGUUAAUGAUACGGUUGGAACAUUAGCUGGAGCAAGAUAUUGGGAUGAUGAUGUCAUGGUUGCUGUUAUUUUGGGUACUGGAACCAAUGCUUGCUAUGUUGAACGGGCAGAUGCUAUCCCGAAACUACAGGGUCAGGUCUCUUCUUCUGGCAAAACGAUUAUUAACACUGAGUGGGGAGCAUUCUCAGAUGGUCUUCCUUUGACUGAAUUUGAUAGAGAAAUGGAUGCUGCUAGUAUCAAUCCCGGUGAGCAGAUCUUUGAGAAAACAAUUUCUGGAAUGUAUCUGGGUGAAAUUGUACGAAGAGUGUUAGUGAAGAUGGCUGAAGCAGAUGCUUUGUUUGGUGAAUCUGUCCCAGAAAAACUAUCAACACCUUUUGUACUCAGGACCCCAGAUAUAUGUGCUAUGCAGCAAGAUAUAUCUGAUGACCUUCAAGAUGUUGGAUCAAUCCUAUACAAUGUAGCAGGGGUUGAGUCAAAUCUAAGUGCAAGAAAGAUUGUGGUGGAUGUAUGUGACACCAUCGUAAAGCGAGGUGGGCGCUUAGCUGGUGCAGGAAUAGUAGGGAUACUUCAAAAGAUGGAGGAGGAUUCAAAAGAUCUCAUCUUUGGCAAGAGGACAGUGGUGGCAAUGGAUGGAGGGUUGUAUGAAAACUAUCCUCAAUACAGAAGAUAUUUGCAAGAGGCUGUGACAGAGCUUCUUGGGACAGAGAUUUCGAAGAAUGUGGUCAUAGAACAUUCGAAAGAUGGGUCUGGCAUAGGGGCUGCUCUCUUGGCUGCUGCAAAUUCCCAGUAUACAUAAUGAGUAUGGCUCGUAGGGCAGGACAGCACUCUUGCUGCCAACAAGGUAAUAUAGAAUUAGCCCCUGGUUAAAAAGGGUUGUAAUUAAUUUGCAAUUUGGUUGAACUUGGCAUUGUUUUGGCGAAUAAGAAAGUGAGUGAACAAGACAUUGAUGAAUUUAGGAUUCGAUUCAGAAUUGUAAUUCAGAAGUAGAUUGUACAACUUUGAGAUCAUAAUGCACCAUCCAUCUGUAUGGUGCAA